AUGUCUGCCAUGGCCAAAGUGUCAAGGGCAGCUUUCUUCAUUUUCAACCCGUCACUGGUACCCGACUCGGUGAAGCCCAGCGAAGAGGAGCUCCAGGACGCGAAGAUCAUCUACUACUCCCCGUCUUGUGCACCCAUCGAAGAGAAGCGAUCUCAGGUGGGUAUGAUUGAAGGCCUCAUCUCAUUCACUGCAAUGUUUAGUGGUGAAGAAGGCCCACUGCGGCACAUCCGCACGAAGCAGUUAGCCUUCAGCAUCAUGGAGGUCGAACCUCAAAUUUGGAUGGUCCUCGUCAUGCGGCACGCGGUCGCUUCUGACGGAACUUGCGAUGAGGAAGGCCUUUCUGAGAAGACCCUCCAGGCAGUCCUUCGCAACUGCUACAAUGUUUUCCGCUUACUGCAUGGCGAAGUCCAAUCGUUCAUCAAGGCGCAGUCCAUGCACAAACUCUUCGAUUUGCUCGAGGACUUUGUGCCUGCCUUUCUUGAAACAGUGGUUGCCAGCGAUUUGGGCAUCUUCCAAGAACUGGAGGGCUUCCACUACAGUCCAGUGGAACGCAACACCUGCGUAUCAAUUCACUGCUUUCUGGACAAGGUGCAAGAGCAAUUUGCUUGUGUUCGGCAUGCUGCGUUGCUCUACAAUGCACACUUGGUUUACACAAAUCUGCCCUUGGAUGACAUGAGGGUACUCUACAGCUACUUGGUGGCCUUCAACGGAGCAGUGUCUAGCCAGAAGCUGAACAAGCCGCCCUUCGGUGAUGACAAAGAGCUAAAGGCGCAGCAGUUGAAGAUCGAGAAGCUUGAGGAGAGAUAUGUGAAGGUUGUGCGAUUCAACAAGAUUCUCACGGAGGAAUGGGAUCGGCAAUCCUUCCAGCGGUUCUGUCACGAGUUGCUCCCUGAGUGCGAUGGCGCCUUUGAGGAGGCCGCUGCACAGGAGACUGCAGCUGAUUUGCAAGAGCUCCUGAGGCAGUUGGCAGAAUGGAGACGUCAUGGAAAUGCUGCUCAUGAAGACCGAAAGGUCUUCCAGCAAUUCUUGGAUCUCAUUUUUCCCAACGAUGAAGCGAUCGCCGGGCUCUUUGCGAGGCCAAGCAUGGGCGAAGGGGCCUUCGAUCUGCUCCAAACGAAAUGGAUGAAGCUGGAGGACCUACACAACCAGUCAAUCUCCAGCAUCAAUGCGAUGGCCCACGACCAGGCACUGGCGCAACAAGAGGAUCUUUAUGCCGCGCAGCGAGCGCAGCUGGAAGCAGAGAAGAAGAUCCAGGCCUUGCAAGACGAGCUCGCGGGCAUGGCUCGGGAGAAGGCACAAGUGUUGAAGCAGAAGCUUGAUGGGAAAAGCACAGAUUUUGUCCAAGAUCUCCAGGUCGCAUCCAUCUCAAAAGAUCCGCGCGAGCAACGCGCUUUGGAGGAGGAAAAGGCUGCUGCCGAGCGGCGGGAGAGGGAAGCUUGGCAGUCCUUGGAUCGUCAGCGUGAGGCGACGGCUGGCACGGAGGAGUUUCUUUUUGUCUUAGACUUGAGGAAUAGCUGGUCUGUGGUAGUAGGCCUUGAACGUGCCAAAUCGCUCUGGGCUUUAGCAGCUGCAACUCCAUGGGGAGAUGUGACUCAGUACAUGACCCGUUGGGGCUUGUACGAGCAUGGCGCAGGGGCCUCAUAG
Messenger RNA from Durusdinium trenchii, 1644 nucleotides. NCBI's taxonomy places the organism in Eukaryota, Dinophyceae, Suessiales, Symbiodiniaceae. The record is from the annotation of a GenBank genome assembly.